This is a messenger RNA of Rhodamnia argentea, 6638 nucleotides long. RefSeq names its product autophagy-related protein 2. The record is from RefSeq and is a predicted model, not a curated record. Gene Ontology annotation, molecular function: phosphatidylinositol-3-phosphate binding. Gene Ontology annotation, cellular component: phagophore assembly site; extrinsic component of membrane. The transcript is spliced from 15 exons. Gene Ontology annotation, biological process: reticulophagy; piecemeal microautophagy of the nucleus; autophagosome assembly. The coding region runs from base 291 to 6260 and encodes 1989 amino acids. NCBI's taxonomy places the organism in Eukaryota, Viridiplantae, Streptophyta, Magnoliopsida, Myrtales, Myrtaceae.
AAUCCAUCAAUCAAAUUCAAAACAUCGACCGACGACGAUAACAAAAUCGAUCGAUCAUAUAUCUGCUAAUCUCAUCCCUCUCCAUCCUAUCAGCAAUUCAAGAAAGCGAUCAGCCGUCUCUCUCGUUUCGUGCUGCGCAUGGAGGCUUCUUGUCCUUCCAUCGCGAGCCUGCCUCCUUUUGUCCCGGACCUUGGAAACCCUAGCCUUUCACCCCGCAAAGCCCCUGAAUUGAGCUCGUCGUCUUUCGGGCGCGGGAAUCGAGGGUAAAGUCGAGGUCUUCGUGGGGGACGAUGUUUCCGUGGAACAUAGCGAAGUCGGCGGAGGCCAUCUUCUCGCGGUGGGCCGUGAAGAGGGUCUGCCAGUUCCUCUUGAAGAAGAAGUUGGGGCGGUUCAUUUUGGGAGAUAUUGAUUUGGACCAGCUCGAUGUCCAGCUGAGAGAGGGAACGAUUCAGCUCAACGAUCUUGCUCUUAAUGUUGACUAUCUUAACAAGAAGUUUGGUGCAGUGUCUUCAUUAAUGAUAAAAGAAGGAUCUAUUGGCUCUCUAUUAGCUAGAAUGCCUUGGAAGGGUAAAGGCUGCCAGGUGGAGGUUGACGAAUUGGAAUUGGUGCUUUCACCUUAUGUGGAUAACCUUAUGUCAGAUGCAGUUGGUUCUCAAGGUUCCAGCCUAGAUGAUAACAAGAGUGUCUAUCCCAGCCAGAGCAAGCCGGAGAAAGAGAUGACGGGGAAUGCAGUUGUAUCUUCUUCAGGAGAUGUUCACGAAGGAGUUAAGACAAUUGCAAAGAUGGUGAAAUGGUUGCUUACCAGUUUUAACGUAACCAUAAAGAAAGUCGUCAUUGCAUUCGAUCCAUAUUCGAGUCAAAAUGAAGGAGAAUAUACACAUCACAGAUCUAUGGUUUUUCGAGUUGCAGAAUUGGCGUGUGGAACGUGUGUUUCAGAGGAUUCUCAUUUGAUGGGUAACGUAGGCACUGAGAACUUUCUAGGAAUCAGUCGCCUGACAAACUAUGUAACAUUUCAUGGAGCAAUUCUUGAGCUGCUUCACAUGGAUGAUGUUAAUAGGCAAGCAUGCCCUCCAAGUGUAUCAGGGACAGAUUCUGGUGGAUUACUUUCUGGAUUACCACCAGUAACUUCUACGGUGCCAAUAAUGAUUGGUAGGGAAGGAGGAUUUUCAGGGACUUUAAAGUUAAGUAUUCCUUGGAAGAAUGGUUCCUUAGACAUUAGAAAAGUGGAUGCAGAUGUUUCCAUAGAUCCUAUAGAGUUACGGUUUCAACCAAGUACAAUCAAAUGGAUUUUGUUUUCAUGGAGAACAAUUGUUAAUUUGUGCAAGGAGCGUGAGUGUGGCAUGCAGCAUAAGUCAGCAAGCAAUGUUCAUUUCAGUUCUGCGUCUGGUAGCCCUUCAUCAGCAACUGGAUCGUCUGAAGUGGCCACUAACAUAGCAUCACCACUCUAUGGUGGCUUAUCUGUUGAGCUUUCUUCCUCUCUGAGGCAGGGAACAGAGUCUGAUCUUCACUUGCCAAAUGUGAUCUCAGAUUGGGUUCCUUUUGUUGCGGAUAAGGAGGAAGAUGAUUUUGGGGCAAGUGUGGAUCAAUUUUUUGAGUGCUUUGAUGAAUUGAGAAGUUUUCAGUCGGCCCUAGGUGGCAGUGGGAUGUGGAACUGGACAUGUUCUGUUUUCAGCGCAAUAACUGCGGCCUCCAAUUUGGCUUCGGGGUCGUUGCUUACACCUUCUGAACAGCAGCAUAUAGAAACUAAUCUCAGAGUGUCCAUUGCUGGAAUGUCUCUUAUGUUCUCUCUCCACGAUGAAGAUGAUGGGAAUUUUCCAGAGUUGAAUGAUGAUGAAGAAAAUAUUGGCUUUGAUUAUCAUUGUCUAGGUGCAGAAUGCAGGGAUAUAUCUUUAAUGUUGCAGAUAUGUCCUCGAGACGUGAAGUUUGAAGGAACAGUCAAACAUAUUGAGGUGAAUGAAUAUAUAAGUCAUCGAGAAAAUGGCAUGUUCUUUGGCGACGAGAGUAUUAAGCAUGGGAUAUGUGGCCAAAACCCUUGUGUUCGGCAGCUGCAAGCAGAAGUUCUAGGCACUCUUCCUCCGCGUGCCUCUUAUAUGGAUGUUCCUGAAAAUGAUCUAGUUGGGGAAUCUGCUCCAAAAGUUCCAUUUGCAAAGAGAAAUGAUCUGAUCAGAAUAAUGCUGCUGAGAACUUCAGGACUUGGUCGUUUCCAACUAGCCAGUAGUUCUUGCCUGUCUGAUGGCAGCUCGAAAGGGCCAAUGUCAUUCUCAUUAUCACUACCGCCGUUUGUUAUUUGGGUUAACUUCCGGCUUAUCCUCAAGCUGCUGGCUUUCGUGAAGGAAAUGGAGAAGUUUCUUGAAGUAAAUGACUUCUCGAGUAACUUUCAAUCUGAGGUUAAGCAAGAAUCUCCUGAGGAUUUGAACAGAGGGCCUAGAACUUGUAUUACAACCACAUCUUCACGAGAGAGAUUACAGGGUGUCCUAACCGUCUCUGAUGCGAGAGUUGUUCUCUGCUUUCCUUUUGAUGGCAGAGAUGAUAUAGUGAGCUAUUUUGAUUGGGAUCAGUUUAUUGCUCUGGACUUUUAUUCCCCUUUUUCUACAAGAGAAGGGAAGGUUGAUAGUUUCACACCCUUUUGCAAUUCAAAUCCCAAGAAGAGGUUUUCUUCAAUGGUGACAACUUCUGUGCAUUUGAAUGCCUGUAACUUUGACAUGUAUCUAGUCAGUGCUGCAUGUGAGGAGGUCGAUGAUGGGGGUAAGUCCUGCCGCUCUGCUAAAGGGUGUAAAUUUUCUUCUCUGAAGAUUCUGUCUGUUGCCAACUGCACACCUUCUUCCAUAUUCAGUAUGAUUUGGCAGGAGGGUCCUGUUACUGGUGCUUGGGUUGCCGAAAGAGCAAAGUCUUUCGCUGUUUCAGAGGAGAGGAGCAGAAAUAAGUUCAUGGGAAAAGGAUAUGAGUUUGCCUCUGUAACAACUUUGGGAGAUUCUGGUGAUACUGCUACUGAAAUACGUCAAGAUAUAAUUAUGACCUCAAGUUUCCUUAUGCAUUUGCAUUUAUCCUCUGCUGUAGUUACUCUUCGGAGCUAUGAAUAUGAAGCUUUCAACUGUCUUUUAAGUCAAGUGAUAAAAGGAUUUACUAGAGUUGCUUUUGAAGAUGUUGAUUCUUUGAAAAAAACUUCUGUUGGCCAGACAUCAAUAUAUAUGGAGUGUGAUUCUGUAGAGAUUGUUAUUCACCCUGAUAAGAUUGACAACAUCAAAAGCUCGAUACAGAAUGAACUUCCCGGGUCAUGGUUUCGGCUCAAAUUGAGAAUUGAGAAGUUUGAAUUACUGAAUGUCUCGGAUAUUGGCGGUAUUAAUGGUGCCAACUUCUUUUGGCUCGCACAUGGGGAAGGCAAAUUGUGGGGUUCAAUCACUGGUGCGCCAGAUGAAGAGUUUCUUUUGAUCUCAUGUUGCAAUUCAACAAUGAAACGGGGUGAUGGGGGAGGAUCCAAUGCUUUAUCUACUGGAUUAGCUGGUUCUGACUUUGUCUAUAUGUGGGAUCCAGUGAAUUUCCGUGGACUUUUGUCCAUCACUGUCAGAUGUGGCACUUUUGUUGCUAUAGGUGGCCGAUUGGAUUGGUUCGAUGCGGUACUGUCUUUCUUUACUUUGCCAGCUUCUGAAACUGAAGGUUCUGGUGAAUGUUCUUCAUCGAAAGGAGAUUGCCAACAGCUUCCUGGAUCUUCUUUUUCCUUAAACUUGGUCGACACAGGUUUGAGCUAUGAACCUUAUCUAAAGAACCUGAUGGUCACCUCACAAGUUGGGGACCUUGGAUUCAGUCAUUCAAGUGUCAAGUCAGCCUUGGACAACUGUUAUGUUGCAUGUAUUAUAGCUGCAUCUUGCUUCAGUAUUUCCAAUGCAACUUCCGGAGAUUUGCUUGACACUGAUUACAAUAUAAGAGCGCAAGAUCUUGGGUUUCUCAUUUGCUCAGCAUCAGAACUUGAGCUUCACGGUGAUACUUAUAGUGUGCAACAUCUUCACAAGAUUGGCUACGUUAAAGUUGCUCGGGAGGCACUUGUCCUGGCAAAUUUGAGUACUAACUGCAGGAAUGGCACUUUGUGGGAGCUAGAAUGUUCUAAUUCUCACAUUGAUGUGGAAACUCGUCAUGAUUCAACUUUGGCUCUGAUACAAUUGGUCACACAACUUCAACAGCUUUUCGCUCCUGAUUUGGAAGAAUCUCUUGUUCACUUGCAGAGUAGGUGGGAUAACGUUCAAAAGGAACAAGAGAGGAAUCAUUUGAAAGCUGAAGUAAGAACUUCUGUUGGUGAUCUUGCGCCAUCAACUCCUCAGGUGCACUCUUCAAGUGCAAAUGCAAAGAGUCAAGCCUUGGUGAUUGGAUUGAUGGAUGAGAUACGUGAGGAUGCUUUUCUUUCAGAUGAGAGUAGAACUUGUCAAUAUGAUUCUGAAUCAAAUGCGAAAAGCUUUCUUGGAGAGAAAUGUGAUUUUGAUACUGCAGCUCCUGAAACACUAUCUCAAGAUCUAUUAGUAAGGGGGUCAGUGCCUUUGCUAGGAUUGGAAAGCAGUCAGGCCUCAUUUAUCCAGAAAGGUUGCUUUCCGGACGUUAUAGAAGGCUAUUGUAUACCAGACCCACUCUGUCUAUCAGAGUUAUCUGCAGGAAGAGAUCUUUCGGGGUCAAUAGUCAAACACACAAGUGGAAUUGCAGAAAAUGUUAAUGCUGGAAGAGGCGACAGCGGAUGGUAUAGAGAAAAUUCUCUAAGAAUCCGUGAAAACCAUAUUGCAGACAUCUGUGAGAUGUCCAGCAUGAAACAGUCAGCAGAAAGCAAACCUUGUAGUCCUAGUUCUGAAGAUACUAAUGAUUCUGGAAAGCUUGUGGGCCGAGUGAUUGUCAAGAACAUAAAUGUCAGAUGGAGAAUGUCUGGCGGCGCUGACUGGGAUAUCUCUACAGUGACCGAUGAACAUUCUGGAAAAAAUCGCCGGAGGGAUACAGCAAUUUGCCUAGAACUAGCUCUGUGUGGGAUUGAUUGUCAGUAUGACAUCUAUCCAGUUGGUGGAUUUUGUGUAUCUAAGCUUUCUUUCUCUGUACAGGAUGUCCAUCUCUACGAUAGAAGCGAAGACGCAACACUUAGACUGGUGCUUGGAUAUUAUAGCUCAAAAGAUCAUCCCAGAGAAUCAUCUUCAAAGGCAUUGAAGCUCAAUUUGGAAGCUGUGAGGCCUGACCCUUUGAUUCCUCUCGAGGAAUAUCGGUUGUGCAUUGCUCUACUUCCUUUGCGAUUGCACCUCCAUCAGCGCCAGCUUGAUUUUCUCAUUUCUUUUUUUGGAAAUGAAGACCCACCGCAGGACUGGUCUUCAGGUGUUCAAAAUAAUCUAGGUGGAUCAGAAGUGUUGCUGCAAAAUGCCCAAAGUGGUUCUAUGCGGAAAGCAAUUGUUGAUGAGGCAUUGCUUCCAUAUUUUCAGAAAUUUGACAUAAAGCCUUUCAGUGUUCGGGUUGAUUACAUACCACAGCAUCUGGAUUUAGCAGCACUAGGAGGUGGGAAGUAUGUGGAGCUUGUAAACCUGGUUCCCUGGAAGGGAAUUGAGCUACAUCUCAAGCCCGUACAAGCUGUUGGUGUGUAUGGCUGGAAUAAUGUUUGUGAAACAAUCAUAGGGGAAUGGUUGGAAGAUAUAUCUCAAAAUCAGAUUCAUAAGGUACUACGCGGCCUACCUACCAUCCGGUCCUUGAUUUCUGUCGGAAGUGCUGCUGCAAAGUUAGUUUCUUGCCCAGUUGAGAAUUACAAGAAGGAUCAUAGAGUACUCAAGGGAUUGCAAAGAGGCACAGUGGCAUUCCUGAGAAGCAUAUCUCUUGAAGCUGUGGGGCUAGGGGUGCAUUUGGCAGCAGGUGCUCACGAUAUCUUGCAGCAAGCAGAGUAUAUUCUUGCGAGUAUUCCGCCUUCUUCUCCGUGGCCUCUGCAAAGUAGAGCAAGUGCAAAUGUCAGAUCUAAUCAGCCUAAGGAUGCUCAGCAUGGAAUAAAGCAGGCUUACGAAUGUAUUAGUGACGGCUUGGGCAAGUCUGCAUCUGCACUGGUUCAAACCCCCUUGAAGAAAUAUCAGCGAGGAGCUGGUGCUGGAGCAGCUAUAUCAACUGCUUUCCAGGCAGUUCCUGCAGCCACCUUAGCUCCAGUGUCUGCUUGUGCGAGUGCUGUGCAUUAUGCUCUUCUUGGCAUCAGAAAUAGCCUUGAUCCAGAGCAUAAAAGGGAGUCUAUGGAGAAAUAUAUGGGUCCUAAUCAGCCGCAAGAGUAGAUUCAUAGUCAGAUUGAAGAACGAAGAAAUAUUGACGAGUAUUAAGUUUCCUCACAGGGAGGAAGGGGAUUAUGGAAGAGCUGUCCACUUGUCUAGACCCCAUCCCAAACUGUAACAUAGAAUGGAUUGAUGUGAACAUUCCUUUUGCUUCCACAAUACAAUAGGGAGGAUUAUUCCUUUUUUCUCCGAUUGUGUACAUUUUUACGGCCUAGGAAGUGUAAAUAAUUUUUGUAUCCUAGUUUCACCCACAUAGGAGGGCCUUGUAAUUGCAAUGCCUCGAUUUGGAUAGUUGUACAGAAACAGUUGCCCAUUCUUUCAAAGCCUUAACAUGAUGUAUGACGGACGGUUUGUUAUAAUAUCCAGAUGGUAAUUUUUUUU